UUGAAAGUUGACUCUGGUUAUGAGUAAACCUGAGUGGCUGGUGGAGGGUCCCUUUGUGAGAGCUGGGCGGAGGGACACUCUACCCGCCUAGCCUCCAAAGAGAGCUGGAGUAUAGCCAAGCCCCCCUAGAAAGAGAGGUGCCAAAUAGCCGAGCUGGUGAGCCAGGUCUCUCCCUCUGAGAGGCGGGAAGAGGCGGAGUGGAAGGGGCUGCUUAGCUCUCUUUCUCUUGGAGGGAGAAGGGACGGGCGCCCGAGGCAGGCAGGCAGGCAGGCAGAGGGAGAGGCGCCGGGAGGAGCGUGCUUUCCCCCCUCAUCCGCGGCCAUGGCCACCGCCGACUGCACGAGUUACGUGACGGCGGAGAAGGUGCUGGUGGGCGCCUUCAGCUGCCCGCGGGAGGGCGGCGAGGCCGGCGCCAUCUACUGCUGCGGCUUCCAGGACGUCAAGUACUGCUGCGACGACCCCCACAGCUUCUUCCCUUACGAGCACAGCUACAUGUGGUGGCUCAGUGUCGGAGCGCUUGUUGGCUUGUCAGUCGCAGCAGUUGUCCUGCUGGCUUUUAUCAUCAUUGUAUGUGUCCUCUGUUACUUGUUUAUCAGCAGAAAGCCACGCAGAAAAUUGGAUGCAGGCUUAAGCUUACAGGCAACAGAUGAAGAAACUAGGAGGAAUUCUUUAUGUUAAAGAAAGGUCACUCCUUUAUACCAGGGUUGGACAUCUUCAUUAUAAAAAUUGCAUCCUUGAAAAGGCACCAGCAUUCAGCCUCCAAAGCCCUACAGAAACAAAUGAAUUCAGAACUGAAAUCCUGAAGAGUGAAAAUUCAGUGCAAGAAACCAAGAGUUCCUUGAAAUGUGUUUUAAGGCCACGGUGAUCACAGUUAAAUGCUAAGAAGCCAAGCAGAACGUGUAUCCAGGGAUAUAAAAUCAUGAUUGUAACCAUCCAUGCAUCAUUGUAGGCCCUGAUCCAGGGACCCUUUAGCCUUUCUGGAGGCAAAUAUUGCCUUGUACAGUUGGCCGUCCGUAUCUAUGGAUUCCAUGUCCAUGGCUUCAACCCUUCACAACUAGAAAUUAUCCCCCCCCCAAAAAAAAACCCCAAAACACUUUUAAGCUGAUGUUAAUGUGAUUUUAAUUCACUAUGUGUUUCAAUUGGCAAUCACGUCCUUAACUGCAUAAUGUGUCUGUUUGUUGCUGUGUUUUAAUCUAUUGUUCCCUGCCUCAACCCAUUAGAAGAGGUUUGUGAAAAAUGGUUGUUGUUGUUGAUGAUGAUGAUGACAAUAAUGAUAAUAAUGUUGCAGUGGCCCUGUUUACAAGGGUUGAAAAGUGGCGCUUUUGUCUUUCAAAGUUUGCACUGUUUUGGUUUCAUACACACACACAUACGUUUGAGGACAGUAGUUCACUUUUAUCAAUCUAUAUUCAUUACAGGAAAAGUAUUUUGUAUUAAGCAGAGAUGUGCAACUCAAAUCAGUCUGAGGGCCCACUUUUCUAUUUUUUCCAAGGUUAGUACAAGUGAAAUACAUCAUUGCAUUAUCCACAUAUAGUCUUUUUUUCUCCAACUGUAUCAAUUCAUGCUUUAAGACUUUUCUCCUGUUGGUGUUUUAUUAUUUUUCACCAAUGAAGACUUCCAUGAAUGCUUUGUGUUCAUUGUCUCCCCUUACCUCCUUUUGGCUUAUAGCAUCUACCAUAUUUACUCGAUUCUAAUGCGCCAUUGAAUGUAAUGCGCACCUCAAUUUUCAAAACCCUGGAACAAAGAAACAAAAAAAAAUUGCUGACGAAUGUAAUGCGCAACAGUAAAAAUUCACUCUUUGUAAUUUGACCAAAAAAGGUGUGCAUUACAGUUUGUUUAUGUAUGUAUGUAUUUAUUUAUUUAUUUAUUUGUGUAUUUAUUUAUUUAUUUAUUUAUAGUAUUUAUAUUUUGAUCUUCUCAGCCCAGAGGGGACUCAGGGAGAAUCACAAAACAGACAUAUACGGCAAACAUUCAAUGCCGUUUGUAUACACAGACAAGACAGACAAAUGUACAUAGAAAGAGGUAUAUAUAGGCUUUUCCCCAUCCUCGGCAUCUCGGAGGCUUGUGCUCGGUUCCAGCCACUGUGUGUGUGUGUGUGUGUGUGUGUGCUGUUGCUCCAUCUCCCUGCCAAAGAGCUUUUUUGUUCAUAAACUUCCUUCUUUUUUUUGUCGGAUCACUAGCAUUUUUCCUUUAGGGCUGCUUUAAAAUACCUCCCUUGCUUUCAAGCAGUACCUAUUUAUCUACUCACAUUCUUUUUUUGCUUUGGAAUUGCUAGGUUGGUGGAAGCUGGGCUAAAGGCCAGGAGCUCAAGCUGACCCAGGCUUCUAACUUUAGCCCAGUCCUACUAUGCUAAAGUUACUGCCUGCUUAGAAUCCCAUCUUUAAAAACCAAAGUGUUAGGAUACCAAAUUUUCCAGCAAUUGAAAGGAAAACCAGAGAAAUACGUAACCCUUCCCUCAAGGAGCUUGGGAGUCCCCAUUGGCUUUUUUAGCGGCUGUAUGACAUUAUUGGUUCAUGUUUAACUUGUUGUCCAUGGGGACUCCCAAGAUUUUUUUCACAUGUACUGCUAUCAAGCCAGGCAUCCCCCAUUCUGUAUCUUUGCAUUUCAUUUUUUUUCUGCCUUAGUGGAGUAUCUUACAUUUGUCCUUGUUGGAUUUCAUUGUGUUAGUUUUGGCCCAUCUCUCUAAUCUGUUAAGAUCGUUUUGAAUUCUGCUUCUGUCUUCUGUUCCUUGAACUAGGAAACAGCCUGGUAGUUUGUCCGUUUGAUCCAGAAUCACCUCAAUUGUGCAAUGUUUCUGGAAUUGCCUUCACAUAAAAUUAUGUUUUCAGUUCUUAUUUACCCAUGCAGCAGGUUUGACAUGAUAAAAUAUUUCAAAAUGAGGAUGAGAUGUGAUCUAAUUAUUUUCUUCAAAAUAUCCCAAGGCUUUCUAUUUUUAUAUCAGAAAACAUACAGGUGAUAAUACCAAAAAGAGCCAACAAAUCUAAAAGUUCUUAUUUUUCCACCCAUACUUAACUAAAUCUUAUGAAACUGAGUGACUGAAAUCUGUCAUGAUAAGUGAAAGUGUGAACAUUUAUGGUUGCUCAUUAGCUUUUUGUGGUGGUAUCUUUUGUCCUCAAUGUUGGAAAUGUCUCUCAUCUAAACAAAAGCAUGACAGCCCGAUGAUUUAAGAAAAACUGGACGAAUUUGCACUUGGAGGCAAAUCUUAAAAUCUCUGUACUGUUGGAAUUGCUGUGUCUGUUCCUAAUGAUGCAAAACAUGCAAACAACUGCCUGUCAUUCAAAAUAGACAACGUGUAUUAUUCACACCCCUACAAUCAAUGACUUGGAGCCUGUAAUGUUAUUCAAGUGCCCUGCUUUUUCCAGCCUAAUUUGUAUUGGCAGCCAGUUCAAGAAUGGCCUUUGUGCGACAGCUUUUCUAUACUGUGAUAUGCAACAUUCAGUUCUAUCUUGUAAUUACAUGACAGGAUCAGUUCAGAAAACAUUAAAAUCAUUAUUUCUGCGGUUUCAGAAA
Messenger RNA from Anolis sagrei ordinatus, 3507 nucleotides. RefSeq names its product shisa like 2A (gene SHISAL2A). Lineage: Eukaryota; Metazoa; Chordata; Lepidosauria; Squamata; Anolidae. The record is from RefSeq and is a predicted model, not a curated record.